Molecule: messenger RNA, 2993 nt
Organism: Amphiprion ocellaris (clown anemonefish)
Lineage: Eukaryota; Metazoa; Chordata; Actinopteri; Pomacentridae
Exons: 3
Coding region: 286-1095 (269 amino acids)
Source: RefSeq, a predicted model, not a curated record
CAUCAGCAGACCGCUGCUCACAGGAGACAUGGGACCGUGGAGUCACCGAGGGGGGGCAACUCUUCUCAGCGACUCACCACAACAACUCAACCCAGAGGAAGGAAGUCUUCUCUAGCCGAACAUGUUGACUGGAGCCUCUACUUUUCCCACCUGCGUUUCUCAUUUUUUACUCAAUACAAGCACCGGAAGGGAAACAACUUUAAUGACAUCCGCGCAUUUUUGACACCUGCGGCUAAAGUGCCACACCUUCGCUUAGCACGACAGCUCCUCGACACAGCUGGCCAAAUGGGGUGCCGAUGCUGCAGGAUGAUAAAAAGCUACAUCUACGACCCGUCGGUAGCGGUGGAUGUGAAGGCCGACUCUGCAGACAGCUCGCUCUACCAGCCCCACCACUAUCCAGGCGGGGCGGCCAGGAGCGACCAGCUCAGCAGCCACAACAAGCAGAAGCAGGGCUUCCACAACCUGGGCUACAACAAGUCCAACGACAGCACGCUGAAGCUGGAGGCCGACAACAACCAGGUCAACCACCGACUGCACCGACCUUCACCUGCGAACGAGCUGCACCGUCAGAGCAGCACGCCGCCUGCAGAGGGCGAGCUGUACAUCAUCCAACCGGAAACCGUGGGACCGCGAUGGGUCAUACAUGAUAACGGGCCGAGCCAGGUGCCCGUUUACCCCAACAUACAGGAGUAUGAGAACCAGAGGAACUAUGGCAAACAGGGACACCGAACGACAGGAGACGGGUUUGACGGCUCCAUCACCGAAAUCAGCAGCAAAAGCCAGUCAACAGACGAGAUAGACGAGGGCGUGGUCGCGACGCCUGAGUACCCCUGCGACACGGGGGACGAAAGUAGCGUCUUGUCAGUGGACAUCCACACCAGCACCACCAGCUUGUCCUCAGCCGACACGAGGGACGAGCUCACGCUGCCAAAGACUCCAGACGCUUCCACCGAGGAGAGUGGAAUCUCUGUGACGAAGAGCGAGGACGAGGAGGAGGACGUGAGGGAGGAGGAAGUACAGAGCGUCACGGACUCGAUGGUGGCAGAGGCUCUCGCUGCUUUGGAGGCCGCCACUGCAGGGGAGGAUUUCGAGUGACUGAUCUGUGACUGCUUUCUCUCACUGACCACGGUGGAACUCAACAGACUUCCAAACCACAAUGAAUCUUUGCCACGGCUCUGACAAAUAAUGUUUUUAUGUAAGAACAUGAAUGAAUGAAGGAAAACUCUGUUUACAAAAAGAUUAAUUUUUGAACUCUUGGGUAUUUUUUUAUUGUGGUCACGAUGACGGAAGAUAACGCCUGCCUUGGGAGGAAGGCGACAUUUUCGACGCUGCGAGGUUUUGCAGAAAACCGCAACUGAAGAGACAUCAGUGUGCAGACUGAUUAUUACCUGCAUCCAUGUUCUAGUGUAUUUAACACUCCACACUCCUAAUAAUGUGCUCACUCACUGCUUUGCCAUGUCCAUACUGCACACCACAUGUUAAUUUUAUUGAAUUAGGAGCAUAGUGUCGCUAAAUGUUAGCAUAGAGUCAAUAUUUUCAGCACGAUCCCCACAACUUCCGACUUCUUCAGGAAUCUCAUCCCUGUUUCAUUGAGCAGGUGAAAGAGGAAAGGUCAUCACAUUAUUUUUUAUACGCUACUCUUGUUUUUGUUCCUAUUUUGUGUGCUCUUGUUAUUUAUGAAAUAUUCACACUUUUUUUUGAUUUAUUGUGAGAAAAACAGGACGUUGCAAAAGACGAGUAUGAGAGCACAAGGACGAGGAAGCAUUUCUUUUACAUAUCUCUUUCCACUUGUAUGUCAUCACUGAGCUCAGUGUAAAGCAGAAUGAAUAUUUUAUGUUUUAUUUGAAAUAAUUAUCAAAAAAUAACUUACUUCAGACACAUACUCUAAUUUUAUUGACAGUUACAAACACCAUUGCUCUGAAAAUCUUUUAGAAAUAAGACUAUUCCUCAUUUCGUGACGUAUCGGUGAAACACAUCAGACCCAGCUGCACUUAUUUAGAUUCUGAUCUUUUCCAGCUAUGGAUUAACAAGACCAGCUAAUGUCAAACCACUGCUGACUAAACCACAGAGGGGCCAUCAUUUCACCCGACAAUCAGUUUGUUUUCUGUUUUAUAGGUCAGGCUUUGUGUUUCUGGUUAGGCCUGUGACAUUAGUUCAGCUCAUGUGCCUAAAAAUGAGCUAAUUGAGGCUAGACAUGCUAAACACAAAUAUGGCUUGCUAUAAAUAAGCUGUUUGCUCAGUUAACGCUGUGUUUAAUUUACCUCGGAAGUUGGAGAUUGGAAUAGUAUCACACCUGAGUUGAACGAGUUCCAGUAAAACAAGUCGAAAAAUAAAGUUGCCUCUAGGAAAGCUCUUGUUUUCAGGUUAGUGACACCAGUUGAUAGCAUACACUACCAUUCAAAAAUUUGGGCUUUAUUGAAAGAAAAGAAAUGAAGAUUACAUUAAAUGAAUCAGAAAUACAAUCUAGACAUUGAUAUUGUGGUAAAUACUGUUUCUAGCUGGAAACAGCUGAUUUUUAAUGGAAUAUCUCCAUAGGGAUACAGAGGAACAUUUCCAGCAACCAUCACUCCUGUGUUCUAAUGCUACAUUGUGUUAGCUAAUGGUGUUGAAAGUUUAAUUGAUGAUUAGAAAUCCCUUGUGCAGUUAUGUUAGCAGGUGAAUAAAAGUGUGAAUUUUCAUGGAAAACAUUAAAUUGUUUGGGUGACCCCAAACUUUUGAACGGUAGUGUAUGCACAUACAAGCACCGUAGCACCAUGUCAAUAAAUAGAAGCUGGACAGUACAGUAUGUGAGACUGAGACUGACCAGCCGUCUUUCUCCAACUUUCUGAUUCUGAAAUCUGACUACAUGAAGCGAAACCUACCCGGUUCAAAUAUAACGUACUAUAAGUUUUGAAUUUGUUUCAGUGGAACUCAAUUUUCAGCCAUUGUUUGCCUGCCAAAUCAUUUCUACUUAUAUUUGUAUUGCAAAAUAAAAAAGGUACUUUAAAGUUAAA